Mauremys reevesii (Reeves's turtle) is the source of this 3427-nucleotide messenger RNA. RefSeq names its product solute carrier family 13 member 4 (gene SLC13A4). The transcript has 16 exons. NCBI's taxonomy places the organism in Eukaryota, Metazoa, Chordata, Testudines, Geoemydidae. Bases 37 to 1938 code for a protein of 633 amino acids. Gene Ontology annotation, cellular component: membrane. Gene Ontology annotation, molecular function: transmembrane transporter activity. Gene Ontology annotation, biological process: monoatomic anion transmembrane transport. The record is from RefSeq and is a predicted model, not a curated record.
AAUCCAAGAAGAAGAGUAACCAGGAAGUGAAGCAUUAUGGCACUGGUGAAGGAGCUCCUCAGGGCCAGAAACCUGCUGCUCGUUGUGCUCAUUCCACUUCUGCUGCUGCCGCUGCCACUUUUAUACCCCAGUAGUGAAGCCUCAUGUGCCUAUGUGCUGAUAGUGACAGCUGUGUACUGGGUCUCAGAAGCGGUACCCCUUGGAGCUGCAGCCCUAGUUCCUGCUUUCCUCUAUCCACUCUUCGGAGUCAUGAAGUCCAGUGAGGUGGCUGCAGAGUAUUUCAAGAACACAACUUUGCUCCUCAUGGGGGUGAUUUGUGUGGCAGCUUCUGUUGAAAAGUGGAACCUACAUAAACGGAUUGCCUUGCGUAUGGUCAUGAUGGCUGGUGCGAAGCCAGGCAUGUUACUUCUCUGCUUUAUGUGCUGUACAACCAUUUUAUCCAUGUGGCUUUCCAAUACCUCCACCACAGCAAUGGUGAUGCCAAUUGUGGAGGCAGUGCUACAAGAAUUAGUGAAUGCUGAGGAGGAGCAUGAGGUCAUCGGUACUGCAGGCAACACCAUUUCUGAAGAGAGGGAGCCAAAAGGUCUCAGCGAAAAACAUGGCCAAGCCUCAGUGGAGGUCAUUUUCAUCAAUGAGGAUGCUACGACCACUGACUUCAGCUCCGUGGUACAUACUAAGAAUAUGAAUGGUGUGCACAUGAUAGCCAACCCAAUUGGAACUGAGAAUCCCCCAAACAAGGGGCAGAAUCUACCUCAGACUCAGAUACUUGUCCUGCCUCCUAACCCCAGAGAUCUGGACCUGAGCACUAAAUACCAGUACCAGUCCAGACAUGAUCACAUGAUCUGCAAGUGCCUGUCCUUGAGCAUCUCGUAUGCUGCAACCAUUGGGGGACUGACCACCAUCAUAGGGACCUCCACUAGCCUCAUCUUCUUAGAGUACUUCAACAACCACUAUCCACAUGCUGAGGUGGUGAAUUUUGGAACUUGGUUCUUGUUCAGCUUCCCCAUAUGCCUCAUCAUGCUUGUCUUGACUUGGUUCUGGAUGCACUGGCUGUUCUUGGGAUGCAAUUUUAAAGAAACAUGUUCUGUGAGCAAGAAGAAGAAGACCAAACGAGAAGAAAUGUCAGAGAGGAGAAUUCAAGAGGAAUAUGAGAAACUGGGGGAUACUAGCUAUCCUGAGAUGGUGACUGGGUUUUUCUUCAUCUUGAUGACCUUGCUUUGGUUUACACGGGAGCCUGGCUUUUUUCCAGGCUGGUCAUCUUUCUUUGAGAAGAAAGGCUAUCGGACUGAUGCUACUGUCUCUGUCUUCCUUGGUUUUCUCAUGUUCCUGAUUCCAGCAAAGAAACCAUGCUUUGGAAAGAGGGAUAAAGGAGAUAGUGAAAAUUCUACAGAUAUUAACUCAGUGGAGCCAAUAAUUACAUGGAAGGACUUCCAGAAGACCAUGCCCUGGGAGAUUGUAGUGCUGGUUGGAGGAGGUUAUGCUCUAGCGGCUGGAUGCAAGACCUCUGGCCUUUCAACAUGGAUUGGGCGUCAGAUGUUGUCCUUGAGCAGCCUUCCCUACUGGGCUGUCACUCUUCUGGCUUGCAUCUUGGUGUCCAUGGUAACAGAGUUUGUUAGUAACCCAGCAACCAUAACUAUCUUUCUGCCUAUUUUAUGCAGUAUGUCGGAAACCUUGCAUAUCAACCCUUUAUACACCCUGAUUCCUGUAACAAUGUGUAUUUCCUUAGCGGUGAUGCUGCCUGUGGGCAACCCCCCAAAUGCCAUUGUCUUCAAUUAUGGGCACUGCCAGAUCAAAGACAUGGUGAAAGCUGGCUUGGGUGUAAAUCUGAUUGGUCUAGUGGUUGUCAUGGUGGCGAUCAACACUUGGGGAAUUAGCCUCUUCCAACUGGAUACAUUUCCAGAUUGGGCAAUGGUCAGCAAUGUAACUGGUCAGUCAUAACCAUCAGUGACAAAACUUGUAGAACCAAAGCUGACUGGGGCAAAAUAUUUAGUUUAAAUUGCACAAAUAAAAGAAAGGAAGAAACUUGAGUGUAUAUAGAUUCAGUAGCCUCAGCAAAACCAUGAAGCAAGUGCAGAGAAAGGUCUCCCAUGAAAGACACCUGGCCCUUUAUUUCCUAAAGUGAAAAUUUACAUUGCCUUUGUCAAUGUUCAAAAUCAACAUGAGACUAAAAAGUCAGAUUUGCUUUGAUUUAUUGCUGCUUACCCUGAGAUACCAUAAUUCCAAAAGAGAAGCCUGCUUAUAGGUUUCCUCUUGCUACAGAAUAAUUACAUAGAACCGUCCCCGUUGAAAUAUAGGAUACAUGAUUCCAAGGAGAGAACUCAAGAAUAUAAUGGAUACCAUUCAGAUUUCCACAGGUGACGUUAUUCCUAACUUGAAGGUUUUAUAAGCCUAAUUCUUUUCAGUGCAAAUUUUUUUUCUGAGGUGAGUCAUUGCUGCUUCAGAAGGACCAAUUAGUCAGAGACAGAAGGUAGAGAGAAAUCCUGAAUAGCAAAUAUGUAGCACCUACAGGAAUGGGAGGGAAGAAACAACUACACAGAGAGGGACAAGGGGCCUGGGCAUGGCUAUAGGGGAGGGGGCUGAGGGUUUCUCCACAGUUCUAGCAUGAAAAUUCAUGUACUGCAGUACUUGUCGUCUCUCUUUUGGAAAAGGGAACUUCAGAACCUCCUCCAGAUCUCAGUUGAAAAGUAUUUGUCAGGCCUUGCAUGCCUUUUUAUUUCACUGCUGUGGUGAGAGCUUCCUCUAGCAGCUCUAUAGUGGAAGCAGUUCCCAGCAAACCCUUAUGUGGCCAGGCCACAAGUUCCCUAAAUGGAGAAAGGACAGUCUCAUCUAAGAUCACAAUCAAUGCUGCUCUAUGAGUAAGAAGGGAGAGAGCUGAAGAGGAGUAGCAUUGGCAUAAUCUCAACAUCACCACAUUCCAACCCUAGAGCAGCCACAUUUUGGGAGAGUGCUAGGAAGUCGGGGAUAUGGGUGGUUGGACUCGGGGGCCACAUAAUGCAGUGUAGACUCUGGAGCCCCAGGUUGAGACCCAGGGUUCAAUAAUUCCUAAUCUGGGGUUACACAUGAGUGUAGACGCUCAAGAUAACUAGAGUUCUAUAUCCCUGGGCUUACAUUGCAGUGUAACUAUACUCCAAGAGGCCAGUCUCUCUCACCUUUCUAAAGGUGGAUGAUCUGCAUUACUGACUGGAUCCCAAUGAUCCCCGAUAGGCUUCCCUUAUGCAAUGUAUUUUUAAUUACUGAUUUACUGUCAAUCUUUGAUCUGUGUAUUAGGAAAAUUGGCUCUCACAUAAUCACUAUCUAUGUACUUUAAUCAGUUUUUAUAGAGCUCAUUCAAUAGGCUACCCACUUUGAAACGAGCAUCUCUCACAGUUAGUGUGAAUUUUCUACAGUGCAAUCAAUAAGAUGUCAAUAAAAAAAAUUAUUCACUGUG